Molecule: messenger RNA, 3460 nt
Organism: Drosophila willistoni
Lineage: Eukaryota; Metazoa; Arthropoda; Insecta; Diptera; Drosophilidae
Product: phospholipid-transporting ATPase IF
Exons: 7
Coding region: 163-3384 (1073 amino acids)
Biological process (GO): phospholipid translocation
Cellular component (GO): plasma membrane; endoplasmic reticulum; trans-Golgi network
Molecular function (GO): magnesium ion binding; ATP hydrolysis activity; ATPase-coupled intramembrane lipid carrier activity
Source: RefSeq, a predicted model, not a curated record
GAUAGCACUUGUGUGUGUGGGUUGGGUUGAACGCCAUCCAGACAAUUCAUCAAAGUGAUUUAAUUAGCGUGUCCGACAAAAAUGUGGAAAACUUUUUAUCAUAACUAAACAAAAAUUGAUAGAUAAAUCGAUAUACCAGAACAUACGGGGGGAAUCCAAAUAAUGAAAUCAUCGAAGAAGAGCAAACAAAAUGAUCCGCUGAUUAUAACAAUUGGCGGAUUGGAUGGCCAACGACUGAAAUCGCAUCUCAAUCGAGUUACCACAACCAAAUAUACUUGGCUAACAUUUAUACCCAUUAACUUUUACGAGCAAUUUCGACGAGCUGUCUAUUUUUAUUUCCUACUAAUCACCAUUGUAUCAUUCUUUGUUAAUGAUACAAUAUCACCGCUAACAUCAUUACUGCCAUUGCUCUUUGUGAUGAUUGUGACGGCAUUGAAAGAAGGUCUGGAGGAUUACGCACGAUCGAAGAGUGAUAAAAUUGUCAACACAACAAAAGUCACUGUCAUCCGUGACGGCAAGGAGCAACGCAUCAACUCAGAGUUUAUUGUACCCGGGGAUCUUGUGGUGGUCACCAGUGCCGGUGAUGUUCCAUGCGAUUUAGUUCUAUUGCAGUCAUCGGGACCGGACAACAAAUGUUUCAUUACCACCGCCAAUUUGGAUGGUGAGACGAAUCUAAAAACUGUAUUUGGGCCACCAAGCAGUGAGUUGGCCAAGGAUGGGAUGGGUCGUAUUGUAUGUGAAAGACCAACUCCGGAUCUCUAUAGCUUCAAUGGACGCUUGGAGUUGACGAGUGAGAGUAGUGCCCUGCCCUUGACCAUCGAGAAUGUCCUAUUGCGUGGCGUUCGCAUCAAGGGCAAUGAUCGGGUUGUCGGCUGUGCCAUUUAUACGGGAAUGUCCACUAAGCUACAGUUAAAUAGCCGUUAUACCGGAAACAAAUCAGCCUCCAGUGAAAAGUAUAUUAAUAAAUUUAUUAUAGCCCUCAUAGUGGGCAUGGUGGUGGUAGUGCUGAUACUCUAUCUUAUAGAACGCCAAAGGGACGCUAAUGUUUUGCCAACCAUUCCUUAUUUCGGUGCCCAACCCAAUUAUAAUGCUGUAUUGCAGAUUUUUGAAGAUUUUCUAGCAUUUUUGAUAUUAUUCAACUACAUGGUUCCCAUAUCCAUGUACAUGAAUAUCGAAUUGUAUCGUGUAUUUGGAGCUUAUUUUAUGCAAUCUGAUUUGUGUCUAUAUGAUGAGGAAACCGAUCAACCAUGCAUGGUAAAUGCCUCCAAUUUGAAUGAAGAUCUGGGUCAGAUAAACAUCCUAUUUUCGGAUAAAACGGGAACAUUAACCAAAAAUGAGAUGAACUUCCUCAAGUGUUAUGUCGGUGAUCGUAGUUAUCAAUUGCAAGCGACUCAUCUGUUUUGUCCUGCCACAAAUGAGCAAUACGAUCUGGAAACGUUGGGUGCCAAUGCAAUUGACUUUUUUGAGGCUCUCACACUUUGCCAUUCUGUUGAGGUGCUCGAAAGCAAUGGUAAUGGGGAAAAAUCAUCAACCGAAAUGCAAACAGAAUGUACCAGUUUGUUGGCAAAGGACAUUGUUGAACGUUAUCAGGCCUCCAGUCCCGAUGAGAAGGCCCUUCUGGAGGGUUGCGCAAAUCUGGGCUUAAUAUUCGAUGGCUGCAUAAAUAAUACAAUUCAUUUGCGUCGCAUUUUGGCUGCCCAGGAGGAUAAUGUACAGGAGCUUCAGUUCGAAAGACUUCAUGUUCUCGAAUUUAGCUCCGAGAGGAAGAGAAUGAGUAUUAUUGUACGGGAUGAAAUGGGUCAAAUUUGGCUAUACAGCAAAGGGGCUGAAAGCAUUAUAUUUCCACGCUGUAAUAAGAGUUCAUUGCUGGAGCAAAUCGAUGCUGAGAUAACCGAAUACGCCAAGGAAGGUUUACGUACUUUGGCUGUGGCCAGACGAACUCUCACGGAGAAUGAGUUCUCAACGUUUAUGAAGCAAUUCAAGGAUGCUAGCAUACAGUUGAAUAAUCGUAACGAAUUGAUUGCCAAAUGUUAUGAAACUGUUGAAAUAGGGCUAGAUCUGUUGGGGGCCACUGCCUUGGAGGAUGCCUUGCAAGAUAAUGUCGCUGAGACUUUGGUGGCCCUACAGACGGCUGGUCUAAAAAUCUGGGUCCUCACUGGCGAUAAAGUGGAAACCGCAUUCAAUAUUGGUUUGGCCUGUAAGCAUAUACCGCCAGGAGCAGAGAUUCACUUUAUAAUAAAUGUAACCGAACCACUUGAACUGCUCGGAAGACUUCAGGAGAUUGAAAAGUCCAUGGAAACAAUAUCGUCUGGAAAACCCUAUGCCCUGGUUAUUGAUGGUGUCACAGUUGCUGCCCUUCUAACACACACACCCAACGAGUUCUCCCAGCUGGCUCUCAAGUGCAGGGCGGUGCUUUGUUGUCGUUUGAGUCCUUUGCAAAAGAGUGAAAUUGUCACUCUGAUCAAGAGGCAAAAGAAACACAUUACAGCCGCCAUUGGCGAUGGAGCCAACGAUGUGUCCAUGAUCCAGGAGGCACACAUUGGCAUUGGCAUCGUUGGUCGUGAGGGUAGACAGGCGGCUCGUUGUGCUGACUAUGCUAUUGCCAAAUUCGAUAUGCUAAUGCGACUUCUGCUCGUCCAUGGUCAUUAUAAUUCGGAACGUUUGUCCUUUUUGGUUUUAUUCUAUUGCUACAAGAAUAUUGUGAUUACGGGCUGUAUGGCAUUGUAUCAAGUAUACGAUCUGUAUUCGGCCACAUCGGUUUAUAAUGAACUCUACCUUUGGCUCUUUGACAUCAUUUACAUAUCGUUCAGCUUUACAUAUUUGGCUAUAUCCGAUAAGCAUUAUAGCGAGGAAACUCUAUUGAGUUUUCCAGAGCUAUACAAAAGGCUGGCCCAUAAUAAGCAAACAUCGUGGUGGAUAUUUUUAACAUGGAUCCUAAAUGGAGCUGCACAUAUGCUUAUCAUUUUCUACUUUGCCUAUGCGGUUCUCUACGACAAUAAUGUCGUUUUCGAGGUCGGACAAACGGCUGGUUUUCAAACAUUUGGCACAAUGAUUAUUACCGUACUUGUGAUUGUUGGAAAUUUGAAGCUUUGUUUAGUGGCUCACUAUAUGAGCUAUCUGAAUUUUGGCAUCAUUUUGGCAUCCAUAGCCGCAUUUAUGCUUAGCACUUAUCUUUAUAACUUGGAUACCAGCACCAGUCUCUACAAUGUCUUCAACAUGUUCCUUAGCUCACUUCCAAUGUGGCUAUAUAUAAUUAUCUGUACUAUGACAUGCUUGUUACCGGACUUUAUUAUGAAAAUAGUUAAAGAUAUGUUUAGUGAGCCGCCACCAAAAGUGAAGCCGGAACUAACCGAAUGCUGGAAAUCCAAGAAACUUGAUGCCUAACAAAGACAAAUUCAAAUAAUGCAUAGAACAAUUUAUCUGUAAUCUAGCCAAUAAACACUCGAACUUGUUUAAAUAA